This is a messenger RNA of Sardina pilchardus (European sardine), 2674 nucleotides long. RefSeq names its product DNA topoisomerase 1. The coding region runs from base 268 to 2514 and encodes 748 amino acids. Gene Ontology annotation, cellular component: nucleolus; chromosome. The record is from RefSeq and is a predicted model, not a curated record. Gene Ontology annotation, biological process: chromosome segregation; DNA topological change; DNA replication. The transcript is spliced from 20 exons. NCBI's taxonomy places the organism in Eukaryota, Metazoa, Chordata, Actinopteri, Clupeiformes, Clupeidae. Gene Ontology annotation, molecular function: DNA topoisomerase type I (single strand cut, ATP-independent) activity; DNA binding.
UGCGCAAACUAAACAGCAGCGUCAAUCCCAUGCACAUAUCAGGAGUUCUCAAAAAGCGCUCGGUGUCACAUUGCUGAUUUUUUCACACUCAAGCUGUUAAUGUUACAAAACCACCACCCAUUAUAAGUCAUUAAAUGUCGAUUUAACUAGUAUCUAACGUUAAGCAUUGUGCUAGCUUGGUAGCUAUCUGAAUACCAGAACAGUGCGCAGGUAGCUGCUACCGCCAGACCUGCAAGAUACACGUGGAAUCACUGAAUUGAAAAAGGAAUGACACAGUUGACUUCGGAGGACAACGAAGUGAUGGUGAAAAAUGAGAAGAUAGAAGAGACGAGUGAAAUUCCCACUGGUGUGAAGCCCAAGAAGGCCCGAAGCAAAGCUACAGGGAAAACCCAUAAUGGAAGCAAGGCCAAGGCCCCGAAGAAGAUCAAGGGCCAGAGGACUGAAGAUCCUGACUCUGAAGUAGAUUGCACUAUGCGGCUGACCGUGAAAGAGGAGCCCGACGCAGACUUUGUUACGGAGAAGAGAGGGAAGAAGAGGAAGAGGCUCAAAGAGGAGGAGGAGGAGGAGGAGGAGGAGGCUGGCGAAGGGCCCUCAAAGUCUCGCAAGUCGGAUAAGAAAUCGGUGAAGAAAAAGAAGAGAGGAGAGGAAGAUGGUGAGGCGGCUGCAGGGAAGAAGAGGGUGAAGAGCGAGGGGAAGCCGAAGAAGCCGAAGAAGGAGCCGAAGGAGCCGACGGAGAAGGACAAGGGGAAGAGGAGCAAGGAGGAGCGCGAGGCCGCCCGAGCCCUGAAGCUCAAACUCAAGGAGGAGGAAGAGCAGCAGCGCUGGAGAUGGUGGGAGGAGGAGCGCUACGAGGGCGGAAUCAAAUGGAGGUUCCUGGAGCACAAAGGGCCUUACUUCCCGCCAGAAUACCCGCCGCUGCCGCCCAACGUCCGCUUCUAUUAUGAUGGAAAGCCAGUGAAGCUGAGCCCUCGAGCAGAGGAGGUGGGCCUGUUCUUUGCCCAGAUGCUGGACCACGAGUACACAACAAAGGAAGUGUUCCGCAGCAACUUCUUCAGGGACUGGAGGAAGGAAAUGACGUUGGAGGAGAGGACGCUGAUUGCUGACCUCAACAGGUGUGACUUUGGCGAGCUCCAUGCAAUGCACAAGAGUAAGGUGGAAGCUCGGAAGAACAUGACCAAAGACGAAAAGCAGGUGAUCAAGGACGCCAACCAGAAGAUUGUGGACGAGUUUGGUUUCUGCUUGCUGGACCACCACAAGGAACGCAUCGGCAACUUCAAAAUUGAGCCGCCCGGUCUGUUCCGCGGCCGCGGUGAGCACCCCAAGAUGGGCAUGCUCAAGAAGAGGAUCCAGCCGGAGGACGUCAUCAUCAACUGCAGCAAGGACUCCCGUAUGCCGGAACCGCCCGCAGGCCAUCGGUGGAAGGAGGUUCGCCAUGACAACACGGUGACCUGGCUGGCCAGCUGGACUGAGAAUGUCCAGGGAUCGGUCAAAUACAUCAUGCUCAACGCUAACUCCAAGCUGAAGGGUGAGAAGGACUGGGAGAAGUAUGAGGUGGCUCGUCAGCUGAAGAGCCGCGUGGACCAGAUCCGGUCUCAGUACCAAGAGGACCUCAAGUCCAAACAGAUGGUCACUCGCCAGAGAGCCGUGGCCCUCUACUUCAUCGACAAGCUGGCUCUGAGAGCGGGUAAUGAGAAGGAGGAGGGCGAGUCGGCGGACACUGUGGGCUGCUGCUCGCUGCGUGUGGAGCACAUCACCCUGCACGACACGCUGGAUGGAGAGCAGUGCGUGGUGGAGUUUGACUUCCUGGGUAAAGACAGCAUCCGCUACUACAACAAGGUCCCGGUCAGCAAACGGGUCUUCAAAAAUCUCAAGCUUUUCAUGGAGAACAAGCAGCCAGGAGAUGACCUGUUCGACCGGCUGAGUACCAUGACACUGAAUAAGCACCUGAGUUCUCUGAUGCCCGGACUGACGGCGAAGGUUUUCAGGACAUUCAACGCCUCCAUCACCCUGCAACAGCAGCUGAAGGAGCUGUCCAACAUGUCAGACAGUGCGGCGGAGAAGCUCCUGUCCUAUAACCGGGCAAAUCGUGCGGUGGCCAUCCUGUGUAACCAUCAGCGCGCGCCGCCCAAGACCUAUGAUCAGUCUAUGGCCAAUCUGCAGUCCAAGAUUGAUACCAGGAGAGAGCAGCUGGCCCAGGCCAGGCUUGAGCUGAAGCAGGCCAAAAAGGACGCCAAAAAGAGCUCGGACACCAAGCUCAUGACUGUGUUGGAGAAGAAAAAGAAGGCCGUGGCCCGCUGCAAGGAGCAGCUGUUGAGGAUGGAGGUGCAGGCCACAGACAAGGAGGAGAACAAGCAGAUUGCCCUGGGCACCUCCAAGCUAAACUACCUGGACCCACGCAUCAGUGUGGCCUGGUGUAAGAACUUGGAUGUGCCACUGGACAAGGUCUACAACAAGAGCCAGAGAGACAAAUUCGCCUGGGCUGUCCACAUGACUGAAAAGGACUUUCAGUUCUGAAGCACUUCAUCAAAUGUUUCUAGUCAUUUAGCCAUUUACUUUUUAAAAAGUCACGUUUUUAACAGCCAUUGUUAGCACUUAUUGGUUUUACUUAUUUUAAUUAAAAGUGUUUUAAAAGUGUUUUAAUUAAAAUUUUUGAAUAAAGUUGUCUUCAAAGGCA